AGAUGGUUAACUGAUAACCAUGGCACGUAAAGUUACUUGGAGUUUCAAUUGCAUUAGCGUUUUUUAAAAUUCUAUAUAGCGAUAUAGAGUUAUCUUUUGUUUUCCUCAUACAUUUAAUACAGAAUUACACUUGGCAAUGACUCCUUUGGACAAACAAUGGGUUGCCAAUGCUGCUGAAUGUCAAGAAGAUGAUUUAACGAAGGACUCAUGCAUGGUCGAAGAAGAGGACGACAAUCAGAGCAACAUUUACGAAUAUGAGGAGCUGCCUGAACAAUAUACAGGUUUUAGUGCAGCAGGGAUGGAGCAGUGGCGCAUCAUGUUGCUGGGUAGGCGAGGGGUUGGGAAGAGUUCCACUGGAAACACCAUCCUCCGUCAGGAAGCUUUCCCAGUAAACAUGUCACUUGGCAGAAUCACAGAGUUUUGUGAUCGAAAUACCGGAACAGUGGAUGGAAGACCUGUGGCUGUGAUUGACACCCCGGGGUUGAAAAAUGCCAAGGGGGGUGAGAAGAAAGUUGUUCGCGAGAUUCUAAAAAAUAUAUCACUCUACAAGCCUGGACCACAUGUCUUCCUGUUCACAUUGCCCUUUGGGAAUCUAACUCAAGACGACAUCCGCGUCCUCAAGAUCAUUGAGCGCAUGUUUGGAAAAAAGGUCUGGUGGUACACGAUCCUGGUGUUCACCCACGGUGACUCCCUGGCAGGGACAGCCCCUAGCGAUGUCAUCAGCAGUGCUGACAAAGAGCUAAGGGACUUGAUACGCAAAUGCAGUGGAGGAUUUGUAGUUUUCAACAACAAGGACAUGGCCAACCGGGCACAGGUGACCUCACUCAUGGAAAGGAUUGACACCAUGUUGGCGGUGAAUGGCAACAAGUGCUAUCCGAUCAAGUUUUACCCAUGGUCUGAGAGGCAGAUCAGACAAAGGCAAGAGAAGCACAUGGAGGAGAGGGCUGAGGACAUUUCCCAGAAGGAGAGGGAGCUGGAGACUCUGUACACCAGCUAUGAACUGGAAGUGAAGAAGUUGGAGCUGUGGAGGAGCACAGAUGAGGAGCUGAGGAGCCUUGCGGAGAAAAUGCCUACACUUAAAAAAGACAGAUUUAAGAGUCUGCAUAAAUGAAUACAACUAGUUUCUGGCUAGAAUGAGGAGCAUUUUCCAAACCGAGUUCACAAGAGAACAGGGCAAUAUAAUGGCUGUGACUUGCAAUGCAGGCUUUACUGUUGCUAUGUGAAUAACAACAGAGUGGUAAUGUACAGUGUAUUUGGAUUGAAUUCGUGUUUGACAUACUAUGUAAUGCCUUUAUCUUUGUUUAUGGAAUUAUACAUUUAUUCCCUUGUCAUUUUGAUCUGAUAGAAGGUAUAGAACUGCUCAAGUAGGCGAUGGGCGGGUCUAAACAGGGGUCAGCAGGGUGGGCCAGGGCCC
Molecule: messenger RNA, 1414 nt
Organism: Engraulis encrasicolus (European anchovy)
Lineage: Eukaryota; Metazoa; Chordata; Actinopteri; Clupeiformes; Engraulidae
Product: GTPase IMAP family member 7-like
Exons: 3
Coding region: 137-1111 (324 amino acids)
Molecular function (GO): GTP binding
Source: RefSeq, a predicted model, not a curated record